AGAAAUCCAGCCCUGCCUUUCUUUUCACUCGAGAGCCAGUGUGAGGCUGAUAAGGCUGCAGAUGCAUUGAUGGCAGCCUUGCAGAACGAGACCUGCACUUAACUUGCAGCUGCCUCCGAGCUGGGUUUCAAGAUGUCCACGCCCCGGGUGACAGCCGGCGGGGCGCUGCCCUGGGCUCGGGCUGGGUGCUGAGCAGCAGCAGCCUGCAGUGCGAGCCCGCCGCCCUGCCACGGAGGAGCAUCCUAAUGUAACGGCACAGCCAACAAGAUGAACGGCGCUUUGGAUCACUCCGACCAGCCAGACCCAGAUGCCAUUAAGAUGUUUGUCGGGCAGAUCCCCAGGUCUUGGUCGGAAAAGGAGCUGAAAGAACUUUUUGAGCCUUACGGAGCUGUCUACCAGAUCAACGUCCUCCGGGACCGGAGUCAGAACCCUCCCCAGAGUAAAGGUUGUUGUUUCGUAACGUUUUAUACAAGAAAAGCUGCACUUGAGGCCCAGAAUGCACUGCACAAUAUUAAAACUUUACCUGGGAUGCAUCAUCCCAUUCAGAUGAAACCUGCGGAUAGUGAGAAGUCAAACGCUGUGGAAGACAGAAAAUUGUUCAUAGGAAUGGUUUCGAAGAAAUGUAACGAGAAUGAUAUCAGGGUGAUGUUCUCUCCGUUCGGCCAGAUAGAAGAGUGCCGGAUCCUCCGGGGGCCCGACGGGCUGAGUCGAGGCUGUGCGUUUGUCACAUUUUCUACAAGGGCAAUGGCACAGAAUGCAAUCAAAGCCAUGCAUCAGUCUCAGACCAUGGAGGGCUGCUCUUCACCUAUCGUGGUGAAGUUCGCUGACACUCAGAAGGACAAAGAGCAAAGACGCCUCCAACAGCAGCUGGCGCAGCAGAUGCAACAGCUCAACACUGCCACCUGGGGGAACCUGACGGGGCUGGGCGGACUCACCCCACAGUACCUGGCGCUCCUGCAGCAGGCCACCUCCUCCAGCAACCUGGGCGCCUUCAGCGGCAUUCAGCAGAUGGCGGGCAUGAACGCUUUACAGUUACAGAAUCUGGCCACGCUGGCGGCCGCUGCAGCCGCAGCCCAGACCUCAGCCACCACCACCAACGCAAACCCUCUGUCCACCACGAGCAGCGCCCUGGGAGCCCUCACCAGCCCUGUGGCUGCUUCAACUCCCAACUCCACUGCUGGUGCGGCCAUGAACUCUUUGACCUCUCUCGGGACUCUGCAAGGACUCGCGGGAGCCACAGUUGGACUGAAUAAUAUUAAUGCACUCGCAGGUACCAUAAACAACGCUCCAGCCCACUUGUCCUUGCCCUCGGUUGCAGUUGCUCAAAUGCUCUCAGGUAUGGCGGCUCUGAAUGGAGGACUUGGCGCCACGGGCUUGACGAAUGGCACAGCAGGCACCAUGGACGCCCUCACCCAGGCCUACUCAGGGAUUCAGCAGUACGCAGCCGCGGCACUGCCCACUCUGUACAGCCAGAGCUUGCUGCAGCAGCAGAGCGCAGCGGGCAGCCAGAAGGAAGGUCCAGAGGGUGCAAACCUCUUUAUUUACCACCUUCCACAGGAGUUUGGAGACCAGGACAUUCUGCAGAUGUUCAUGCCUUUUGGAAAUGUUAUCUCUGCUAAAGUCUUCAUUGACAAACAGACCAAUCUGAGCAAGUGCUUUGGUUUUGUUAGCUACGACAAUCCAGUGUCUGCACAAGCUGCUAUCCAGGCUAUGAAUGGCUUUCAGAUUGGCAUGAAACGCUUGAAGGUCCAGCUGAAGCGCUCCAAAAACGACAGCAAACCUUACUGAUCCUAACCCCAGAGGCUCCCUGCUCUUGUUUUAGCUUUCUUAGGGUAAGUCCCACAAGCCAGCCUGUUCUCACAGGGAAGGCAGAGGAGGACCACAUUGCCAACUUUUACCAAGAGAGACGGUUAUUUUUACAAUAAGGCCUCCAUUUCCCCCUCCCACCCCCAAUCCAGUUCGCCAUAUUUCAACUUGGGCUACCUUGUUUCUAUGAGUAAACUCCUCCAGUUGUGCCACUGUAUUCUCCUUUGUUUUGCAAUUUGAAUCUCCACUUUUUUUUUGCUUUCUUUUUAAAGGAAAACAUACACAAAUAAAUGACAUCUUGAUCAUUUAAAAGGCAAACAAAGGCUAAUGUGCAAUUCUAACUCAGAGACCCCCUGGUGCCCUGAGAGCACUGCCUGGAGAAUUCACCCCCUCCUGUCCUGUUUAUCCCUAGGAGGGCACCAGCUGUUUAGAGGUCAAGGUGGUGGCCUAGAGCAAGAGAAAAGCCAGGAGAAGCACUUAAAACAAUACAAACGUCUUUCCACUACAUUUGGUUUGUUUUAAUAAGUAGGCAUUUAUUUUAGGGUUCAAAGAAACAUGACAUUUAUUGGUCAGGUUAUUACACUGGUUGUCUAUUUUGUUAUUGUUUUAUUUUAGUUUUUAGAAAGGAUUAAUGUAAAAAAGAUUUAGAGAUCUGUUUCUUAAAGCUACAGGGUUUAAAAAUAAAAUAACAAUGAAUGAAAAUACUUGAUGUUUCUUGAAAGAUAAAUUUAAUAAUAAAUAAUACAUAAAUAAUACAUAAAUAAAAAAGAAAGCCACAGGCCUGUAAAUUUUAUUUGUAAAAAAAGCAUUUCUAUUUUUGUACAAAAUUUUUACUGCCUCAGAAAUAAUGGAAGUUAUUUAUUGCCUAUUGUUAACUUAUUGGGUACCUAAAAAGCAGUUCUCUGUGCUAGUUAGAUCCUUUUGAAGUAGUCUCUAAAGGAAUCGUUCUAGGAAUGGGUUUUUUUUUUCACCGUUGAACCCUAGGCCUGAAGUUCAUGCUUUAUCCUCUUGUUGUUUGUAUCUGUCUGAUUAUUUUGUUUGUAACUUCCAUUAUCUAGUUUGCAGUUCAGUUGUCUGACUUUCCCCUUAUGUUACAUUUGUUGAAACUGGAUCCUCCCUGUCCCUUGCCAGCCCCUCACCCCAAAACACUGGGAAUCCAUCCCCUCUCCCUCUCCGGAUGGAUUCUCUUGGGGUUCCAUUGUGCUGUGAUAAAGAUUGUUAAGAAAUGCAAAUUAUGUGGAUGGCUAGUAGACUCCCUAAUGACCUAAGAUUUGCAUUAGUUUUUCUCCCGCACCCUUAAGAGUGAUUUUGUUGCUGCUGCGUAGACUCUGUGUAACUUUUUCCUCUCCCUUGUUUUCUCCCUAGACAUCUUCAUGCCUGUUAGUUCACCGUUUGCCUAGCAUGUCCCUGUGGCGUCUCAAAAAAAAGUUUCAUCGUCCCGUCAUUGUUUCUGAUGUCUUUCUGACCUCACAUCAUAUUUGGUUCUCCUACUGACCUUUGAUCUAGUUUGACCUUUGAAAUUUGCAUGUGACCUCAUCUAGCUAUGAAUUCUGGGAAGUCAAUGUGAAAAACAUUGCUGCAUUCAUGCAAGACUGAAAUUUAUUAUUAGAAAAAAAUAAUUAUAGAAAAAAACCUGUGGCAAAAUGUUUUUCUUAUUUUUUUUUUCUUUUCAUAAAACAGACUUGAAAGUAUUAUACAGGGAUUGGCAUUCUUCCCGGUCACUGGUAACAAUAGCAAUAUGUGUCCAGGGACACAGAAUGUUGGUUUCUAACAGACUACUUCCAAAAACAGUUUGAGAAAAAAACUGUCUGAUUUUAAGUCUCUAGAGGUCUGUAAUAGUUUUUACAUUUUUCAGGCAGUGUAAAGUUUUUUGAUAAGGCCAUUUUAGGUGGCUCACUUUCUCAUUAAGAUAUAUAUAUAGAACCACUUUUUGUAGAUUAGUAUAAGAAAAAUAUUUACCCUGUUUUGGGGCAAAUGCUACCUAUUUGUGUCACCUUUUGCUGAACUGACUCACAGUUAGACAAUCCAUGGUUUAAUGCACAUGAAAUUACCUAUAUUUUAUACUGUUUCAAUGUACAGGAGAAAGGUUACUGUAAACUGUGUUGCGUUGGUGCUUCUGUGAAUUAAGUUGUGGUUUCAUCAUGAGUCUUAUGGUCUUAAUGUUCUUUGUUGAUAAGACAAGUUUAGAAUUGAUUUACUUAAAAAAGAAUUUCAAAAAAAAGUUGUUUGCUUAAAAAAAAAAAAUUUCAUGUGAGGGGGGGAAAAAAAACUAUUCCAGAAUAAGUUUUGUGUUGGCUUGUAAAGCAUUGAUGUCAUUUUUUUUUUAUUGUGGACUAUUUAGAUGUGUUUGUGUUCAGCAAAAUGUGAUUUUUUUUUCUUUU
Molecule: messenger RNA, 4187 nt
Organism: Myotis davidii
Lineage: Eukaryota; Metazoa; Chordata; Mammalia; Chiroptera; Vespertilionidae
Gene: CELF2
Product: CUGBP, Elav-like family member 2
Exons: 14
Coding region: 268-1788 (506 amino acids)
Biological process (GO): regulation of alternative mRNA splicing, via spliceosome; mRNA splice site recognition
Cellular component (GO): cytoplasm; ribonucleoprotein complex; nucleus
Molecular function (GO): mRNA 3'-UTR binding
Source: RefSeq, a predicted model, not a curated record